AUUUUUAAAUUCUUCCCGGUUUUGUCAAUUAAACAUUGUUAAUUAAAAAUUGCUAUAAUAUUUUCAUAAUUUACAUAAUUAUUAUUAUUUAUAGUUAAUAAAAAAAUUUUUCUAACAAAAAUAUUUUUUUUAUACUUUGCAUUUAAUUUUGUCUAGUAAUAAAUCAAUGGUACAACUUAUCAAGUGACGACAAAUGGUACAAUGACAAAGAAAUUGGAAUGUUUAAUGAAAAAUUGUUGCACGAAAUAAGAAAAAAUUGGAUACUUGACACCACAAGGAACAGUAAUAAUUAUUCCGGGCUGGAGGAUCCUGAAACCGAAGAUCCUUCAAUGGGACAAAGCCAGAUCAUCAAACAGUAUUUUGACCACAAAAAAGGUGGCUUUUUCAUAGAGUGUGGAGCUUAUGAUGGAGAAACGCGUAGCAACACACUGAACCUGGAACGGUUCCUAGGCUGGACCGGGUUGUUGAUUGAAGCUGAUCCGAUGAACUUCAAGAAAAUUAUUGAGAAGAAAAGAAGAGCUUUUUUAUCACCGACCUGCCUGAGUAUAGAGCCCUACCCAAUGAUUGCAAGUGUUUUUAUUAUUAUUGCACGCCUCAUAACGCGAAGCGGUUGA
This is a messenger RNA of Cotesia congregata, 614 nucleotides long. NCBI's taxonomy places the organism in Eukaryota, Metazoa, Arthropoda, Insecta, Hymenoptera, Braconidae. The record is from the annotation of a GenBank genome assembly.